GCAAAUCACACACAUUCCUGCGAGCUUGAUGUGACCCAAAACACAGAGGAGAAAAGAUGUAAUUUAAUCAGGACCUAGUCUACCUUGUGCAUCGGAUGUAGAUCUGACAAACCGUUGCGAAAGGAGUCUUGUUGAUAUUAAAAAAAAAAGAAGAAGAAGAAAAGAAAAUGUGAUGAUGGUGUUUAUUUCAGACAAAAGUUUCUCGGCAAUGUUGCGGUUUUUAACUCCGCUGCUCCUCGGAGUGUUUUCACAGUCAACUGCUGCUAAUUGGAAUCAUCCACUAGCUGUUGUUCACCAGGGAGGUUCAACGCAUUGGGCGAGACAUGGGCGCUCUUUUCGACCAACACGGGAAACGGAAUCAUUGAUUGUACCGGCUCGAGCCCCAAGUGUCCAUCUAACACAGGAGGAGCUCCAAAAACUACGCUUCAAACCGACGGUCGGCACUAUCAAGCGGUCAGAGGGGAAAGAAGUCAAAUUUAACUGCUCCAUAGACAUUAAUGAUGUGAGCCAGGACCUGAAUAUUCUGUGGUUUAGGAAUGGCAAAGAAAUCCUUGAUGGCACGCAGGCAGAUGUGUACACCUUGCAAGAGACUGUCACCUUGUUGUCCACUGUAAGCAUAAGCAAUGUCCAGAGAACAGAUGCUGGCGAGUAUCACUGCCGGCUUAGUGUCAGCAACAAGAUCAUUGAGUCAAAUCCCAUCAUUUUAGAGGUAGAGGGCCUACCGACCUUCACUAUCCAGCCAAGUGAUGUGAACAUCACAAGGAACACUCCUUUCACAUUGACCUGUGAGGCUGUUGGUCCUCCAAAUCCUGUAACCAUCAAGUGGCUUCACAAAGGCAAGAGAUUUCAAGAACGCAAUGAGUCAUCCAGCACGAUCACCAUUGAAGGUGUUAAUGAACCCACCCUGUACAGCUGUGAAGCUCACAAUGAAAAAGGCCUCACGGUAUCCAGAGAGGCUCACAUCAAUAUCAAAGAGCUUCCUGAGAAAGUGUCUGAGGUCACUGUAGUUAAACGUGAGGCGAACAAACUCGUCUUGAGCUGGACACCAGGACAUGAUGGCUUCUCUCCUCUGAGCACCUGCUUAAUCACGGUACGAGAGCUUGGUCGAGAGUCGGCCCACCCCACUAUUGUUCGCAAGACAUCAGUACCUCCUUUCCAGUAUGAAAUCAGCAACCUCAGAGCCAUGACUUGGUACGACAUGUGUGUCUCCUGCACCAAUGAGAUCGGCUCAUCACCACCCAGCGCCUGGAUCCAGAGCAACACCACAGGGGGAGUCCCAUCUGAGGCCCCCCAAAAUCUGACAGUUCAUGUCAACAAUACUAUGUUGAUGAUCCGCUGGGAAGCUCCGCCCCCUGACAAGCUGAACGGAAUCUUGCAAGGAUAUGAUGUCACUAUCAAACAUGGGACACAGACAAACAAGAUUCACAGCAUGACUACAGAGGCCACAGUUACUCUGCAGGUGUUUAACACCACAUACAGUGUGGAGGUCGUGGCAUGCACUCAGACCGGCUGUGGGACUAAAACAUCACGCUACUGGCUCUUCAUACCAGACACAGAAUCUACCGAGUCACCAUUCACUACUCCAGUUCCCAAUCGGGCAGACUCUGCUUAUAUUGUGCUUGGAGUGGUUUGCGGUUUCUGUCUUUUGAUGAUUGUGUUGUUCGUGGCCGUGUGGUUGCGCAAUAGUUCUUAUUUGCGGUUUUUAUUUGGAACUGAUGAUAAACUUACUUCAAUCAUUGAGUUCAGGCCUCAGAGGACCUAUAACCGCUCAGCUAUCGAAAUCACACUUGCCAGUUUGGACAUCAGCAGCGAGCUUCUAGCUAAACUCCAAGACGUGAUGAUCCUUAGGAACCUGCUGUCCAUCGGUAAAGUCCUUGGAGAAGGUGAGUUUGGAUCAGUAAUGGAGGGACAUCUGAGACAACCUGAUGGAACCAGUGAAAAAGUUGCAGUGAAGACCAUGAAAUUGGAUAACUUCUCUCAGAGAGAGAUUGAAGAGUUUCUGAAUGAGGCUGCUUGCAUGAAGGAUUUUAACCACCCGAAUGUCAUCAGACUCCUGGGUGUGUGUUUGGAGGUGGGCUCAGGACACUUUCCCAAACCGAUGGUUGUGCUCCCCUUCAUGAAGUAUGGAGACCUGCACAGCUUCCUGCUCCGAUCCCGUCUCGGGGAAAGCCCUGCCUAUCUCCCGAUACAGAUGCUGUUGAAGUUUAUGAUUGACAUCGCUUGUGGAAUGGAGUAUCUCAGCAAUAGAAACUUCCUACAUCGCGACCUUGCAGCGCGCAACUGCAUGUUGCGUGAUGACAUGAGCGUGUGCGUUGCUGACUUUGGCCUGUCUAAGAAGAUCUACAGUGGCGAUUAUUAUAGACAGGGCAGAAUCGCAAAGAUGCCUGUCAAGUGGAUCGCUGUGGAAAGCCUCGCUGACAGAGUCUUCACUGUGAAAAGUGAUGUGUGGGCCUUUGGAGUGACCAUGUGGGAAAUUGCCACCCGAGGCAUGACCCCGUACCCUGGCGUACAAAACCACGAAAUGUAUGAUUAUCUCCUUGAAGGCAACCGACUGAAACAACCAAACGACUGUCUUGAUGAACUGUACGACAUCAUGUUCAGUUGCUGGAGCACUGACACGGUGGACCGACCCGAUUUCACACAGGUGCUAGAGAGGUUAGAAAAUCUAGCAGGGAAGCUUCCCGAGGUGUCCAACAGGAGAGACAUCAUCUACAUCAACACCAGCUUCACUGAGGAAGAAUUAAUAACUGACACACCUGAGGAGGAACCCGUCCUUACCUCAUCUCCCUCCUGUAGCCGUCAAAACGCAGACACAUCCGUCGUGACGGCAGACGUUCACAAGAGCACGGAUGCUGAGGAAGAUGAUCGUUACGUUGUUGUUGUUUCCUCUGUUGAACAUGUGUGGACGGGGGCGAGCAGUGCUGUCGAUACGCCACUGUUGGAUCACGAACUCCUGGUGCGGGACAGUGUGGAAAUAGUCGGGGAAGGUUCAGGGACACAGCAAAUAUCUAGCGACACAACACGUUUGCUCUAAAGAAGAGGCAAAAGAUGGGUAGAAUGAUGAAAAGCAUUAGAAAAUUGGCUCAACCGAUUUUUUUUUUUUUCCAGUAUCCGACUUUAAAGUGUAAUUUAGGUGCCCACAGUGUCACUAAAUGGAACUGGAAAUAUAAUGACUUUUCAAACAGGUUUCCCAAACAUUCUUCCUGUCUUUUAUUGGUCGGACAAACAGUUAGUCCACAACAAACUCACACUAUGUUGGGCUGCUCAAAAAAACAGAAAACAAUGUUUUGAUAUGAUUUUAUAGUGCCACAGAGCCACAGUGUUUACACUUUUUUGGGAAGUCAACCUACAAAUGGCUUACUUAUAGCUGACUCUGCUUAUUAAGCUGGGAUACAAGAAAGAAUAUUAACGUAAAAGAACAUAAUUUGGUUGUUUGUAGUCUGUACUCUUAACAACAUUUUUUUUUGUUUUUUUUUUUGCUCUUACAAUUUCGAUCCAAAUCUAAUUUAGAUCAAAAUUAUAACUUUUUUUUUUUACAAACCUGGGCCUCGUUUCCCAAUAACGAUUAAUCUUAGCAGUUAAGUGCGUUUUCUACGAG
Messenger RNA from Myxocyprinus asiaticus (Chinese sucker), 3598 nucleotides. It is a transcript of the gene mertka, whose product is annotated as c-mer proto-oncogene tyrosine kinase a. Gene Ontology annotation, molecular function: ATP binding; protein binding; transmembrane receptor protein tyrosine kinase activity. Gene Ontology annotation, biological process: multicellular organism development; phagocytosis; cell migration. Gene Ontology annotation, cellular component: signaling receptor complex. The record is from RefSeq and is a predicted model, not a curated record. Lineage: Eukaryota; Metazoa; Chordata; Actinopteri; Cypriniformes; Catostomidae. The transcript has 19 exons. The coding region runs from base 173 to 3034 and encodes 953 amino acids.